AUGAAAACCUUUGCCGGAUAUUUAACAGUCCUCAUAAAUCUUGCCCAGGUUACUGUUGGUGAUACGUUUCCGAACGCCACUGGAGGAGUUCUCCCGCCGUUUAUAAAUGGUACAGGAGGAUUUGGUAAUGGUACAAUAAACGGAACCAAUCACACCACCACGAUAAUUACCACUGCCACGACCACCAAUGCAACAACAAUUGAAGUCCCUACUGGAACAACCACCACGCCUACUGGAACAACCACCACGCCUACCGGAGGAGCUGUUUUUGGUUUUGUGGGAAAUCAGCAGGAGCUUGUUUUGGCAGGAUUGGUGUUCUGUGGUGCCAUGCUUUUGUGA
This is a messenger RNA of Saccharomycopsis crataegensis, 339 nucleotides long. RefSeq lists its product as uncharacterized. NCBI's taxonomy places the organism in Eukaryota, Fungi, Ascomycota, Saccharomycetes, Ascoideales, Saccharomycopsidaceae. The coding region runs from base 1 to 339 and encodes 112 amino acids. The record is from RefSeq and is a predicted model, not a curated record. The transcript has a single exon.